UCUGCCCUUGGACUAUCCGAUCGUUCUGUGAGAAGAAUUCUUCGUGAUGAUCUUCAUUUUCAUCCCUAUAAGAUGGCGAUAGUGCAGGAACUUACAGAACGUGACUUCAAUUCUCGGAUGAACGCCGAUGAAGCCCAUUUUCAUUUAUGUGGGUCGGUUAACAAACAAAACAUGCGCUACUGGGCUGACACCAACCCUCGACAAUUGCAUCAAAGGCCUUUGCAUUCACCCAAAGUCACAGUGUGGUGUGCAAUUUCCUCAGCUGGAAUUAUUGGUCCCUGGUUUUUUGAGGAAAAUGAGGUUACAGUGACAGUGAAUUCGGACCGGUAUGUAAACAUGCUACAGAAUUUUUUUUUCCCACGGCUAGAAGAGUUGGAUUUGGGGGACACUUGGUUCCAACAAGACGGUGCAACAGCACACACUUCAAGAGCAUCGAUGGCUGUUUUGAGGGAACACUUUCCAGAGCGCCUUAUCUCAAUUAGAGGCGAUUUGGAAUGGCCGGCACGCUCUCCCGAUCUGUCCCCUUGUGAUUUUUUUCUAUGGGGUUUUUUGAAAUCCCUGGUUUAUGUGAACCGUCCAAGAACCCUACAAGAUUUGAAGACCAACAUCAAAGAAGAAAUUGCCAACAUAACACCAGCUAUGCUAACAAGAGUCAUGACAAACGCCAGAUAUCGGUUUACGCAAUGUAUGGAGAAUGAGGGACGUCACCUAACAGAUUUGAUCUUCAAAACAAUGUAAAUAAAAACUUUAGACAUGUACCUACAUUAUAAAAAAUAAAUAAAGAUUUUCCGAUGCACACAAUAGUUUUUAUUGAGUUUUGAAAAAAGGA
Molecule: messenger RNA, 829 nt
Organism: Cylas formicarius (sweet potato weevil)
Lineage: Eukaryota; Metazoa; Arthropoda; Insecta; Coleoptera; Brentidae
Exons: 2
Coding region: 73-738 (221 amino acids)
Molecular function (GO): nucleic acid binding
Source: RefSeq, a predicted model, not a curated record